Molecule: messenger RNA, 1128 nt
Organism: Fonsecaea erecta
Lineage: Eukaryota; Fungi; Ascomycota; Eurotiomycetes; Chaetothyriales; Herpotrichiellaceae
Exons: 3
Coding region: 1-1128 (375 amino acids)
Biological process (GO): response to oxidative stress
Cellular component (GO): cytoplasm
Source: RefSeq, a predicted model, not a curated record
AUGAAUUGGUUCAAGCAGCAAUUAGCCAACGUCGUGGGCACUGAGGAGCCCGAAUAUGGGCCUUCCGCAGUCCACCCGGUGACCAAGCAGGAAGUGCCCUACUCCAUCCUCUCCAAGGAUGACUUGCGGUGGAAGGCCAUGGAUCACACAAAUGUCGAGACGGAGACGUUCUACUUCUACGCCGACGACGGGACAACCGCUCUUGCUCAAGUCAUUUACAGCAAUGUUGGGGGACUCCACACCACGGCACAAUUCAAUAGCAAAAUCUUCAACUAUGAAGGUCCCGGGAAACAUCUCUGGUGCUCAGACCCGCUGAAAGACUACGGCUUCGACCAGCCGAAGACGAGCUUCUACGCCGAUAACGUGGCUCUGGAAAUGAACGAGGCGGGUGACACUUACACCAUCAAGUCUGCGAGAAAUGACAACUGCAUUGUCAACUUGACUGUUAAAAAGACAGCGCCUGGAUUUCAGGUCGGCAAAGAUGGCACAACCUACUUUGGCACUGAUGUGAAGCACCCGUGGGGGUCAAUGCGACACGCUUUUUGGCCGCGAUGUGCCGUGAGCGGCACCAUGCAGACGCCCUCGAAGACGUACAACUUGGAGGGCAAAGGCACCUACAUCUACGCUCUCCAGGGGAUGAAGCCACACCACUUGGCAAAUAGGUGGAAUUUUGCGAACGUUCACACCAAAGACUAUUCGGCCAUUCUCAUGGAAUAUACCACACCCGCCUCUUAUGGUAAGACAACGGUUGGAGUCGGUGGCAUCGCCAAAGACGGCGAAUUGAUAUGCGUGGGCCCAUGUACCGCUGAGCAUCUCACAUCCAUGCGGGAAACACCCCACGAUUGGCCAGAACCAAGGAAGAUAUUGUGGAAGUGGACCGGCGAAGAGAAUGGCAAGCCUGUCCAUUGCGAGGUCAGGGGCGAUUUGCCGCCCAAGUCAGAUCGGGUUGAUGUCCUGGCACAUCUGCCCGGCUUCGUUAAGACUUUCAUUGGUCACGCGACCGGCUUGAAACCACACAUCUUCCAGUAUCUAUCGAAUGACCAACUCGAGCUCAAACUCAAGGUCGGCGACGAGGCAGAGGUUUCCGAGCCCGGCAAAGUCUUCUCUGAGGCGACGUUUAUCUCAUAA